Spodoptera litura is the source of this 1172-nucleotide messenger RNA. RefSeq lists its product as uncharacterized. NCBI's taxonomy places the organism in Eukaryota, Metazoa, Arthropoda, Insecta, Lepidoptera, Noctuidae. The record is from RefSeq and is a predicted model, not a curated record.
GCAGUAACUGACACAGUGACUCCCGAACCUUCUUGUAGACAAACGUAAAUAGUUUCAGGUUACAAUGGGUCUACCUCAGCUGCAGACAUGUUGCCUCAUCUUCGACUUAAAGACAGGCUGCAUCAUCAUGGGCAGUAUCAAUGCGGUCCUAUCCUUCACGCUUCUAUCCUUGAUGAUAGUGUUAGCAGAAGAAGUGAGAGCUAUAGAUGUGGAAUUGAUGUAUGCUGGUGACGUGGAGAUGCAGGCUGGGGUCGCAGGGCUUUACGCCAUGACCGUCAUCCUGGUGUUCAUGUUCCUCAUCAAGUUCCUGUUUGAUGUCAUCUUCGUUUAUGGAGUUUCUACGGAGCGUCCUGGCAUCAUCAAGGCGUACAUGAUCAUGUGGAUUGUAUUCUUCAUACUGUCAAUGUUCAUCUUCUUCCUCAACGCCUCCAACAUCAGUGUCGGCACUAUUUGUACCGAAAUGAUUUAUAUUGCUCACAACGUGUACACCAUCCUUCUGUGCCACAGUUUCUACAAGCAAUUGAACACCAGAGAAGAAGUGUAAACCAAUUAUGAAGCUUCUAUUAAUUUUUUUUAGUGCCAAUAGCAUUUUCGAAAGGCUGACAAUAAAACUAUUUAACUGCCAUUUCAAAAACUGUAAUUUUAAAAUUACUCGCGAUUUUUAUCAUUUUAUGUAACGUCGUAGAUGAAAUCUAAAGAACGAUGUUAUUUAAAUAACAAGAAGAAGAAGUAGACAAUAUUAUUCUACACCUUACUUACAUCACUGUAUAAAGACGGAACUCGAUUAAUUUCAAGCCGCAUUGGGGGCUUAUAAACAGAAAUGCGUUACAAACAAUCUAUAUUUUAAGCCUUACACUAGCUGCUGUCGAAGUUAAAUGUCAAAAGCCUCCAUAUACCUCUAUUAUGUAUAUAUUAGCAAUUAUUUUUAUUCACGUUUCAUUAACCUUUUAAUUGGCCGGCAAAUGAAACACUCAAUAGAAAACCAAUGUGUUUUCUAUUGAGUGUCUCAUAUAUCUACGUUAAGGCAUACCACGGGUUAAUGAAUGCCAUAAAUGUGCCAAAAUUAUGUCAAAUUAUUAAACAUAAGUAAGCUAUAUCUAAAUAUUUUAUUUCAAUGCUAUUUUAAUUUAAUGGUUGUAGGUAAAUAAAACAUAAUGUCAGAAUUUAUAUAU